Messenger RNA from Aspergillus heteromorphus CBS 117.55, 1648 nucleotides. Its product is annotated as mitochondrial 37S ribosomal protein uS5m. The record is from RefSeq and is a predicted model, not a curated record. Gene Ontology annotation, cellular component: ribosome. The transcript is spliced from 2 exons. Bases 68 to 1378 code for a protein of 436 amino acids. NCBI's taxonomy places the organism in Eukaryota, Fungi, Ascomycota, Eurotiomycetes, Eurotiales, Aspergillaceae. Gene Ontology annotation, molecular function: RNA binding; structural constituent of ribosome. Gene Ontology annotation, biological process: translation.
CCCCCCCCCACGAUUAGCUCUCGACUGGCCUCUGCUGGCCGGAGAGCUUCUUCUCCCUCCCUCCACCAUGAGUCUCACACGCCCUGCCCGAUGCCUGUUCUGCAGCUUCUCUCGAGCGGCCUCCGCGGCCCCUCGCGUGCCUCGUCGCCAGUUCCACGCCACGCCGCUCCAGCUGAACAACCGCAAACCCAAAGCGCCCACCCCCGAGACGAAGGCCCUCGAUGCUAAGACAUCCCAGGUGAAGUCCCUGGAGCAGAUCUACCGGGACAUGAAGCCGGAGGACUUCAAGCCGUACACCGAGGAAGAGAAGGCCGUGCUGCGGGAGCACUACUCGCCGGAGCAGAUCGCGGCGAUCGAGGCGGGCGAGGCGGCCAUUGACCCCAAGGACCUGGCAUCGCAGUUCCAUUUCCGUCGGGACCCGAUGCACCUGAAAUACCUGGACGAUCUGUCGGUGAUCGAGCCGGUGGUGGACCACCACGUGCGGGCGCCCGAGAGCAACUCCGACUACAACGCGACGCUGAAGUCGGAGGAGGAUUUCCUGGACGACUUCGCGCAGUACUUCGAGGAGAUGCCCGAGAAGCCGGACGCGGCCCACUGGGUGCGGUUCCUCGAGACCACGCGGUUGACGCACGGCAAGGAGGAGAACGAGUUGAACGCGCACAGCGCGCUGGUGCCGGACGUCUUCGAGCACGGCGAGUCUCUGGACACGAUUGGUCAACCGCCGCCGCCGCGGGUGGUGGUCAUGAACCGAAUGGGAGAGCUCGAGGAUCAACAACCCGAGGCUAUCUCGGAUAUGGAUGUCCGACUGCACAAGGUCACCGGGUACUCGAAGCAGUACCUCAUGAGUCUAUACUCCAAGAACCUGGUCACCAAGCGAGUGGUCAACCAGACCCGAAUGGGCAAGAUUGCCAGCGUGUUCUGUCUGACGAUCGUCGGCAACAGGGACGGAAUGCUCGGACUGGGAACCGGCAAAUCCGAGGAAGUAGCCGACGCGAUGGUGCAGGCCAGAGCCCGCGCCAUCACGAACAUGCAGUACGUGCCGCGCUACGAGGGCCGCACCAUCUUCGGCGAUGUGGAGGGCAAGGUGGGUGCGACGGAGUUGAAGCUGUACCAGCGUCCGCCAGGCUUCGGUCUCCGGUGCCAGCACAUGAUCUUCGAGAUGUGCCGUGCCGCGGGUAUCCAGGACAUCGCGGCGCGGAUCAGCCGUGCGCGCAACCCGAUGAACACCGCCAAGGCCGCGUACGCGGCGCUGAUGAGCCAGCGCAACCCGGAGGACAUUGCUCGGGCCCGGGGCAAGAAGAUCGUGGAUGUGCGGGGGGUCUACUACUCGGGAAAAUUCGUUCGCAAGCCGUCGCGAGUGUCUGAGUCUAAGGCCUGAUGUCUAUAUUCUUAUGGUACCGAGUGUCCACACCACGCAGAAACACACCCCUUCUAGACCGGAAUUGUUUGCGUCCUGGCGGUGUACAUAAUGUUUCUUCUUCCUGUCUCUUUCUCUUCGUUUCAUCUAUGUACUUCCACACCCAUGCCAUGUAUUUCUACUACAAGCUGUCUUGUCAUCUGUCUGUCUGUCUGCUGUUUACCAUACCGAUCGAUCGGCCUGAUCAUGACAUCUGGAACAUCAAUCAAUCAAUCAAUCAAUCAAUCAAAA